Molecule: messenger RNA, 2981 nt
Organism: Archocentrus centrarchus (flier cichlid)
Lineage: Eukaryota; Metazoa; Chordata; Actinopteri; Cichliformes; Cichlidae
Gene: nlrc3l1
Product: NLR family, CARD domain containing 3-like 1
Exons: 7
Coding region: 96-2402 (768 amino acids)
Source: RefSeq, a predicted model, not a curated record
CAUAACAAGAAGAAGAAACUUCCAGAAACUGAAGAGACACACAACAAUAAAACACAAGGUGAUCGCUGUUGUUUACUGACCCUCUGCCUGAAAUUAUGACUGACAUCGAUGAAGCGAUGGCCACGCUGUCAGGCAGCUCAUCCAUUGGGGAUGCAGCGUCUGGAAGACAGGGAAGUGGGCUUGAGGAGGAGGAAGAUGAGGAUGAGGACCUCUACUACAUUCCUGAAAGAAGACCUUCACUUGACCUGGGGCCGACUCCAAUGGAUACAACCCACUGGCAUUAUGUGGACCAGGCCUUGUCUCCAGCUGAGAGCUACAACACAAUGACAAGUGAGGACUCAGACAAAAUGGAAGAAGAGGACAACUUUUUCACAAGUGUCCGGCGGGACAGAGCAGAUUCAUACUCCAGCUGUUACUCCAUUGACAGCGAUGAUUGUGAAAAGAAGACUCGCAAGGUCAAGACCAAAGAAGAUGUCUCUGAAUCUUCUGACACACACACGAUAAAUGAAAACAUAAAUCAAAAUAGGCAUCCGUCUCUAACAGUUGCAUUCACUUUCAAGGCUAUCUCAAAAACCCUUGGACAGCUGUCAGAGUUCGAACUUAUGGCAUUCAAAAGGAUGCUGUGGAAGUAUUACCCACAGUCGUUCAGCACUCCUCCUCAAGGCAUGGACAUAGUGGACCUCGUGGACCGCUUACUCGAGUGUUACACCCUCGAAGUAUCUUUACAUAUCACCAAAACCCAUCUGGCCGAAAUGGGGAAAAACAAGCUGGUUGACCGUCUCGACACUUUGUGCCUCCGAAAUGAAGUACGUUACGAUUUAGCUGAGUCUCUGAGGAAGAUAUACGGUGAAGUGUGUGAGGAUUCUGGCGGUGAGAAGAGGCCCUUUGAUGAUGUCUACACUACUCUCAACAUUACUUCCACGUGUGACAAUGGCCCGAACAUCGAACACGAGGUCUUGAAAAUAGAAAAGCUGAACAGCAACCAGGACCAUCCCAAGCAGCUUUCUACUUCAGAUUUCUUAACGCCUUCAUCUGUGGAGUCGAGCUCGAGGUUUAUAUUGCUUACUGGCCUGGCGGGAUCUGGGAAAUCUAUGGCAGUGAGAAAGUUAGUCCUGGAUUGGAUUGAAGAGCGAGCGCACCAGCACGUGAAUUUCAUGUUUCCUUUGCCGUUCAGAGAACUCAAACAGUUUGAGGGCUCAAGACUUUCCUUAGCAGACAUAAUAAAAAAACUCUACCCAGCAACAGAAAAAUUGAGACAUGAGGAUUACAAGUGCGAUGAAUGCCAAAUGAUGUUUGUCUUUGAUGGUCUAGAUGAGUACAACUGGAAGAUUGACUUUGAAAACACAGAGCUUCUUAGUGACCCCACAGAUCCCAGCACUCUGAAGGUCAUCGUGGUCAACGUCAUGAGAGCGAGGCUGCUUUACCGUGGCCUGUUCCUGGUCACUACUCGGCCAUAUGUACGCGCCUGUGUCCCAUGGGAUGCACGUUACGAUGAGAUAGAAGUGCUUGGUUUCUGUGACCCUCAAAGGGAGGAGUACUUUAAGAAGAGGUUUAAGGAUCCAAAUCAAGCAUCUCGAGUUGUUGAAUAUGUGAAUUCUCUCAAAACCCUCCGCAUCAUGUGCCACCUGCCCUUGUUCUGCUCAAUAGUGGCUGAUGAGUGCCAGCGCAUAUUUAAAGAAAAUGGGACACAGGCAGAGCUGCCAAAGAGCAUCACCUACAUGUACACAAAGCUGUUGCUUGCACUCCUACGUCAGCAUCGCAGAUUAAGAGCUCCAGAUAUCAGCCCGGAUAAAGAGAGAGACUUUGUUAUGAAACUGGGAAAGCUGGCCUUCACAAUGCUGGAACAAGACCGGUUCCAGAUCUCCCAGAUGGACUGGAAAGAAAAUGAUAUCAGUGAUCAGGAGGCAGUGCCUUACACAGGCUUGUGCACACAGUAUGUCAUAAAGCCAUAUGUCCUGUUCCACGAGAAUGUCUUGAGCUUUAUCCACCCCACCAUGCAGGAGUACCUGGCUGCUCUUUAUGCAGUUCUUACCUUCACGAACCACGGGAAGAAUGUUUUUGAGGAGAAACUGAAAAACAAGGUCAAGGGGAUCUUCAAGGGGCACACAGGCUCAGAGCUGUACAAGGAGGCUGUGGACAGGAGCCUGCAGUGUGAGAAUGGCAGAUUGGACAUUUUCCUGCGUUUCCUGUUUGGAAUGGCACAUAAAACCAACCAGGAACUUCUCCAGCCCUUCUUCACCUCUUCCUUAAAGUGGCCAGCUUCCACUGAAGAUGCUGCUGCUCUGAUCAGGAAGAGAAUGAGAGACAGUCAGAAUCCCGACAGGAAUAUAAACUUGCAGCGCUGCUUGGCUGAGCUGGGGUUACGAUCAUCAGGCUCACUGUCCAGUUUAUCUGACUGUUAAACACUGAUGACUGUGUAAAAUUAUUCAAGUCAAGGUCUUCACUGAAUUCAAAUAGCACAAACUUUACAUUGUCACAACAUAUGAUCACUGUUGAACCAGUGCAAACACUAUUGAGAGUUUAAGGGCUUUAGUGCUUAUUUUUAGAGCUUUAAAGUAGCCCGAUGUAACAAAGGUGUGAAAACAGAAGACUUUAAAGAAGCAGGGUGGUGUGAUGUCAUGUUGGAUUUAGAAAAGGUCUGAAAUUAAGGUUUCUUCCAUAGGGAGCGUGUUUUCGCUUGUUUUUACACAAUGCAUAUACAAUCAAAGGUUUUUGAUAUGCAUAUUUGUUUGUUAAUUGUGGGUGUGUGUUGCUGCUGCUGUUGUGCCUGACGUGGCUUUGUCUAAAAAAGUAAUUGAACUUUUUAAGUGUGCUUAAAUAAAAACAUAACAUUAUUGUCAGCCUAAAUUGUGACAAAGUUGACAAAAGUCUCAAAUCUGACUAAUGCUUUUACAUGUUCAUUCCAGCUGCAUGAAUUAUUUAGUUAUUCAUGCAGUAAUUACACUUAAGGAGUUAUUUUAUAGUUUAGUCUACAUAACUAG